AUGCCCUUCGUCAAGGUCCAGAAGAACUCUGCCUACUUCUCUAGGUUCCAGGUUAAGCCCCGAAGGAGGAGAGAGGGUAAGACCGACUACCAAGCGAGGAGGGCUCUUGUGUCUCAGGCCAAGAACAAGUACGCUUCCCCCAAGUACAGGCUCGUUGUCCGUAUCACCAACAAGCAGGUGAUCUGCCAGAUCGUCUACGCCAAGCUCCAGGGUGACGUUGUCUUCGCCCACGCUACCUCCAAGGAGCUCCCCCGAUACGGUAUCAAGCACGGUCUCACCAACUGGACCGCCUGUUACGCUACCGGUCUCCUCGUCGCCCGACGAGCCCUCACCAAGCUCGGCCUCGCCGAGAAGUACGAGGGUGUUACCGAGCCCACCGGUGAGCUCGAGCUCACUGAGGCUCUCGGUGAUGACGAGCCCCGACCUUUCAAGGUCUUCCUCGAUGUCGGUCUCCGAAGGACCUCUACUGGUGCCCGAGUCUUCGGUGCCAUGAAGGGUGCUUCCGACGGUGGUAUCUUCAUCCCCCACAACGAGAAGCGAUUCCCCGGUUUCGACCCCGAGGCCAAGGAGAUCGACGCCGAGGUCCUCCAGAAGUACAUCACCGGUGGCCACGUCGCCGAGUACAUGGAGUCCCUUGAGGAGGAAGACGACGAGCGAUUCAAGAAGCAGUUCUCUACCUACCUUGCCGACGGUAUUGGAUCUGACGACAUUGAGGAGAUUUACUCCGCCGCUUACGAGGCCAUCCGAGAGAACCCCGAGUUCAAGCCCACCGAGAAGGCCGACCUCGCCAAGUGGAAGGAGGAGUCCAAGAAGUACAAGACCAAGAAGCUCACCAAGGAGCAGCGACUCGCCAACGUCGAGGCCAAGAUUGCCGCCUACAAGGCUGGCAAGCUCGACGCCGAGGACUCCGAGUAA
Cryptococcus wingfieldii CBS 7118 is the source of this 915-nucleotide messenger RNA. RefSeq names its product 50S small subunit ribosomal protein L5e. The record is from RefSeq and is a predicted model, not a curated record. Gene Ontology annotation, cellular component: ribosome; cytosolic large ribosomal subunit. The coding region runs from base 1 to 915 and encodes 304 amino acids. The transcript is spliced from 5 exons. Gene Ontology annotation, molecular function: 5S rRNA binding; structural constituent of ribosome. Gene Ontology annotation, biological process: ribosomal large subunit assembly; translation. Lineage: Eukaryota; Fungi; Basidiomycota; Tremellomycetes; Tremellales; Cryptococcaceae.